Mytilus trossulus (common blue mussel) is the source of this 4064-nucleotide messenger RNA. RefSeq lists its product as uncharacterized. Bases 122 to 1378 code for a protein of 418 amino acids. The record is from RefSeq and is a predicted model, not a curated record. NCBI's taxonomy places the organism in Eukaryota, Metazoa, Mollusca, Bivalvia, Mytilida, Mytilidae. The transcript has 3 exons.
AUCUCGUCUACUGUGGACCGAGAAAGUCUAGGGCCGAACUUCGAUUCUAAAUAGGUGGAGCUACUGUCCAGACCGGAUACACUUCGAUUGAGACUUUUUUCCAUACAUUAUCAACUGAAUUAUGGUGUCACUAUUGAAGGAAUCCCGACGAUUAUUCUUGAAAAUCAAUCUGAAUUUAAGCAAAUUCAAUACAAUUCGCAAGCUCAGUUUUUCAGCAAGUAGUCGCUUCAUUGAGGAAGCUUUAGAACAAUGUAAAAACAAUAACAUUGACUUGGUGCCAUAUCGCAUCAGAGGAUAUGUCCUUGGAAACAGAUUUUCAAAAGCUAUUGUAGACAUGGUACAAUAUUUGGAAGACAGGGACGGUUGUGUUAGGGACCCUUCUUCGGUAACAGAAGAGGAGAAAGAAAACGAAUCUGUAUUUACAAGUUCUUUACAAUUUAGUUCUUUAUAUAAAAAAGGAUUUGACAGUAUUCAACGAAAAAACAAAAGUAACAGAGAUCCGCAAUUUAUUAGUGAUGACAUAAUGCAGUUUCCAAUUCAGUCUUUUAUCUGGGGAUUUCUAAUUGAUAAAGAAUACCACGAACAAUGUCUUCGCUCUGUCCUUAAGACCAGUAAUGAGAGAAAAAUUACAGUACUUUUGGCAAACCAUCUACUGUCCAGACUGAUAACUACCUCUCCAGGACAUACAUGUACAUACUGUAUUACAGAUGACCAUUGGAAGCAAUACGAGUUAUGUCCCUGUGAUGAGCAGUGUGGUGACAAGAUUUGGUAUGGUAACUCAGGAAUAGGCACUGAAUUAUUAUGGUAUGGUAAACCAGACAUAAUGUUAUUUCCCCUUGGUGAAAACUGUAGUAUUGUAAUUCCUAAAGAGAAGAAUUUAGAAAAUUUAUUAGAAAAUGAAGAUCAGCAAGUGAACACAGAUAUUAAAAAAGAGUUACCAUCAUUAAGAGAACAUUCAAAUGUUAGCGAGUUUGUGGCACAAGCAAUUACAUUCUCUUUUUAUCAGAAACGAUUUCAACUUUUGAAGCCUUAUUAUUAUAAACCAAGAGUGACACUUAUACCUACGAUCGCCAUAAGUGAUAAGUGCUUCGAUGUUUAUAUGUAUGAUACAGAUAAUGAUAUUCUCUUAAGAAAUGAAGGAGAUCCUAUACCAUUGUGGAAUAAUGUACAAAAUUCAUCUGAGGCUACAUUGAACAUGGGUUCAGUUCUCCAACUGUGGAUGUUGAUUAAUCAUUUAUCGAUUCAACCAGACCUUUCUCAAUCAGAGCUAGAAAAGUUUUCUGGGACGUGUGGGUUUUCUACAAGUUUAACAUACGAACAUUUGAACAAGAUUGAAACGCAAGUCAACAUGAGGAGCAAGUUUAUUGAUCAUAAUUAGCCAUCUUUGUAAAAAAUUUUAUAUUUGAUGUAUAUUUUGAAGUAGGAGGUUUAUAAGUGCCAGUAUUUGAAAAUAAAACAAAUUGCAAAAUUUUCCAAACCUUAAAGAUUUGGUCAAAUAAAAAAAAUCAAGAAUUCAAAAUUGAUACUUUAAGCUGGAAAAGUAUUAGUUUUUAAAGGAUCAAAAUAAGCUAAAAAUAUUUUUAGGUCAAGGAGCUCCUUUUAAAGAUAUUUGAUUAAAAAAAUCAUUAAAUAUGGCGGGAAAAGGCUAAACAGGACUUUUACCUUUAUUUGUAUUGGUAUUGUUUAGGUCUCAAAUCAAAAGAAAGAAAAUCAAGAAUCUGCUUAAAUUUUGUCAAAUGACCUUUUAUAAUAUGAGCUAUUACAUGUAAGUCUAAUGUUUAAAAGAUAAAUAGGUGUUAUUGGGCAAAAUAUUUUACCUUGUAUUGUAUGGAAAAACACUUUUGACACAUUUGACACUCAUUCUGAAACCUCACCUAAGUACAUUCUUAACAUUAGCUGAAUUGACACAUGAGCAGCGUCUAAUAGAAAUUGACCUUAUGCCAACGAAUAUCAAUAAAUCUGUGGGGAAAAAAAACCUCCAUGCAAAGUCUAUAAUAAAACUGUAAUAAUUGCUUGAAAAAUGCGUUGAUAUAAGGACCCUACAAAAAAGACUAAAAUUCAUUUUUUAUUUCAUAUUUGAAAGUUUGAAAAUCAAACAGUCUAACAUGUCUAACACAUGUUCAAAAUGUACAUGAAUAUGUGUACCUGAAUUAUUAUACAGAGGUUGAUCCAGCCAUUAUAAAAAGGGGGGGGGGGUCCCAACCCAGGAAAAAGGGGGUUUCCAACUAUAUGUCCCCAUUCAUAUGCAUUGAUAGCCCAAGAAAAAGGGGGGGGGGUCCAUUCGAUUUCUUUUGAAUGCAGCUUAAAUGUUUGAUAUACAAUCUGUACAUUUUAGACUAAAAUUAAGAUAAGAAUUAUCCGUUAUAAUGACAGACAGAAUAAACAUGUUCAAAUUUAAAGUUUUAGCCUAACAUUUUGCAUGAAUAUAAUAAAAACUUUGUAUAUCAGAAUACUUGACUAAAUGGGAAAAUCUCAAAAUGAAAAUAGUGUAGGUUUCCUAUAACCAUGAUAACAUAUAUAUGUAAUAUAUUAAAGCAAAGGUCAAACAAACAAAAAUAUGUGAAAGACAGUAAUCACGACUUUAUAUCAUGUCCGUUCGUCUGUCUCAGUGAGUGAGUGUCUGUUCAUCCAUUGUCUGUCGUACCGUCCCUUCAUCUGUCCGUCGGUUCGUCCCACUUCAGGUUACAGUUUAUAAGGUCAAGGUAAUUUUUGAUGAAGCUGAAUUCCCAUCAACUUAAAACUUAGUACACAUGUUCCUUAUGAUAUGAUCUUUCUUAUUUUCCAUCAAAAUUAGACUUUUGACACCAUUUUUUUGGUUCACUGAACAUAGAAAUUAAAAGAGUGAGUUUUAGGUUAAAGUUUUAGGUCAAGGUAGUUUUUGAUGUAGCUGAAGUCCAAUCAACUUGAAACUUAGUACACAUGUUCCUUAUUAGUUGAUCUUUUUACUUUCAAGGCCAAAUUAGAUAUUUUACCUAAUUUCACUGUCCAUUGAACAUGGAAAGUGAUAAUCCGAGUGGGUCAUCUCUGUACUUUGGACACAUUCUUGUUAUUUGAUCACUUGACCCCUUUACUAGGUAUAUGAGUUAUUGAUAUCACAUGACAUAUAAUAAUGUUAUAGUAGUCUCAGAUCUACCUUAAACAAGUCUUUUUAACUAAUAUAUUUGAUUUUUGUUAUGCCCAACCUACGAUAGUAGAGGGGCAUUAUGUUUUCUGGUCUGUGCGUCCGUUCGUCUGUCUGUUUGUCCAUCCGUCUGUCCCGCUCCAGGUUAAAGUUUUUGGUCAAGGUAGUUUUUGAUGAAGUUGAAGUCUUAUCAACUUGAAACUUAGUAUACAUGUGAUCUAUGAUAUGAUCUUUCUAAUUUAAAUGCCAAAUUAGAGUUUUUACCCCAAUUUUACGGUUCACUGAACAUAGAAAAUAAUAGUGCAAAUUUCAGGUUAAAGUUUUUGGUCAAGGUAGUUUUUGAUAAAGUAGAAGUCCAAUCAACUUGAAACUUAGUAUACAUGUUCCCUAUAAUAAGAUCAUUCUAAUUUUAAUGCCAAAUUAGAGAAUUUAUUCCAAUUUCACGGUCCACUAAACAUAGAAAAUGAUAGUGCGAGUGGGGCAUCUGUGUACUGUGGACACAUUCUUGUUUAGCCUAGCUCAGGGGCGGAUUCAGCCAUUUUAAAAAGGGGAGGUUCCCAACUUAGGACAAAGGGGGUGUUGUAACUAUAUUUUCUCAUUCAAAUGCAUUGAUCAGCCAAAAAAGGGGGGUCCAAUCCCCAGACCUGCCCCCAACCCCACCCCCUGGAUCCACCAAUGUAGCUCAACAUAGUGAUAGUGAUUUGGCGUUGGCAGCAACCACUGAGUUGUAUACACUUACUACUAUAACAUGUAAAAGCUUUAUAUUUUAGAAGGUGCAAGACCUGGAUGCUUCAUACAAUGUACUUUGUAUAUCAGUAUAUUGAUGCCUUAUGUUAUGAAGGGUCAGUCUGUUAUUUUCUUUGAUCAAUUUCUACUUGAAAGACAUUUUUUGUAAGGUUAAUUUUGUAUCCAAUUAGUUAUGAGUAAAAGAAUAACUAUAUUA